GAGGAGGAUAAGGCUGGCCAGCAACAGGAUGAGGCUUGCCAGCAAGAGGAUGAGGCGAACCUCCGACAGUCCAUCGGCGAACAGCUCUAUGUCCUCGUGCAGAACAUCGUGCGCGACGCUCCUGCCAAGCAGGUGCCCGCGUUCUUGGUGGCCCAGAAGAUCACCGGGAUGCUGCUCGAGUUGCCCGAACCGGAGCUUGCCCGCCCUGGGAGGGGGGCCCCGCCGGCAGAAAAGAGCUGGAGGAGCGCGUCGCCGAGGCCGCGCCGCACCUCCGCGCGCGCGCGGGCUUCGUGUGACCGCGCUGGGCCGCGUCACGGCCCGCGCGGCGGGGGCGGUACCGAGGAGCUCGGGCUGGGGCGUGGUCGGGGCCUGGCUGCCGCUGGCUCUCCACCCGCCCCAUCGGUCGACCACUCUGCGGCCCUGGCCCAGUUUAAACUCGCUCGCCGAGUCCAUGCAGAGGAGUUUGCUGCCGCCCGCCGUGGGCGAAGCUCAGAUCUACAUCGCGCUGCGGUUUGGUGCGCUGUAAUCGUGUUCAGCUCCUCUGGGCAUGGUCUCCGCCGCACAGUGUGGUUGCGGAUUUUCCUUACAGUAGAGGGCGAUGUACUUGUACAUGAGGACUCCUCGGAGCUGGCAGGCACGGGCGAGUCUAUCUGGCCGUGGAGCUUCUGCGCGAUGGAGUCGCUCUGCGCAUGCCCACUAGUCAUGGUACGAGGCAGGCAGAGGUGUGGCAGCGAUAUGUAUGGAUUGUUCUUAUGUUGCCAUGACCAAUCCAGGGUUCUGCGCCGCGGAGCGUGA
Prorocentrum cordatum is the source of this 795-nucleotide messenger RNA. The record is from the annotation of a GenBank genome assembly. NCBI's taxonomy places the organism in Eukaryota, Dinophyceae, Prorocentrales, Prorocentraceae.